GAAUCGCCGCACGUCAGCAGCAGCAGCAGCAGCACAUUUUCAGCCCCUGUGUUGUCAGCAGUGUGUCAGCCCGGGGCAUGGCGGUCACAUCAGGCACUCAUUUAUCUCUCCUUUAGUUUUCCACCCCUCUGUGUUGUGUUUUCUCAAGUUUUAUUAGCCGAAAAAGUUAUGCGCGGAUCGGCUCUCUGCGGCGGAGGGAGAAACAGAACCUGCAGCCUGUGAGGAGUCCAUCCGGGAGGUGAAGAUGGGGAAGAAAAGAGGCAAAGACGCGACUCACAGAGAGGAGGAUGACUCGGACGUGACAGGUCUGUCGUGCAGCCACGUCAAGAAGGGCAUCGACCACAGCUUCCUGAAGAAAUGUGCCGGGGCUUUGAACUGGACCGUCUGCCAGGACUGUAAAGAGGACGAGCAGCCCGGCACAGGCCUGCCACAGGAGGAGGAGGAGGAGGAGGAGACGCCAACCAUAUGGAUGUGCUUGAAAUGUGGACACAGAGGCUGUGGACGAAACUCUGAGAACAAACACGCAAUCAAACAUUUCGAGACGGCCAGGUCUGAUCCGCACUGCCUGGUGGCCAGCAUGGACAACUGGAGUGUGUGGUGCUACAUAUGUGAUGAUGAGGUCCAGUACUCCAGGACGGGACAUGUGGCUCAGCUGGUGACCAACAUCAAAAAGCAGCUCACCUCCGCCUCCACAAAGAGAGCAGCACAGAGAAAGCUCAAGGUGGAGAACAGCGCGUUGGAAGAAGAGCAAAAGACCAAGACUGUGAAACCAGAGGAAAGCGAGGACCAAGAAAACAAGGAGAAUCAGAAGAAAAACAGCAAAAAGGAGAACGCUGUGAAAUCGCCGAAGCCUGGCACGGCUGAGGGCAGAAGUACGGCUUCAGUGAAGGGACUGAGCAAUCUGGGAAACACUUGUUUCUUUAAUGCAGUCAUUCAGAACCUCUCCCAAACGCAGCUCUUAAGGCAGACGCUCAAUAAAGUGACAGAAGAGAAGCCGAGCCUCAGUAUCACACCUGGUGCCUCCUCAGACCUGGAGCCAAUCACGGUCCAGCUGGAUCAGCCUGGAUCCCUCACUCUGGCCAUGUGCCAGCUGCUCAAUGAUAUUCAGGAAUCCAAGAAGGGUGUCAUAACACCUCGGGAGCUGUUCACACAAGUUUGUAAAAAGGCUGCAAGGUUCAAAGGAUUUCAGCAGCAGGAUAGCCAGGAGCUCCUGCGCUACCUACUGGAUGGGAUGCGAGCUGAGGAGAUCAAAAGAAUAAACUCUGGGAUUUUGGAGGCACUGAAAAAAUCUGGGAAAGAUGGAGACGGAGAACAGUUGAAAACAUUAGUUAAAGAAUACGAGAAAAAAGGAUCGCCCAAGAACUUCGUCGACCACGUUUUCGGCGGCGAAAUGACCAGUACUGUAAUGUGUCAGGAGUGUAAAACGGUGUCAUUAGUCACAGAGAUGUUUUUGGAUCUUUCCCUCCCUGUUUCGGACGAGGCGUAUAGGAAAAAGAACCAGAAAAAAGGAGCUCAGAGGGCCAGUGAGUCGAGCCAGGACGGCAGAAACAGCCCCGCUUUGACCAAUGGAAAUGAUGACAUCCCCACUGGGGCUGGCAGCAAGUACCAGCAGAAGAAAGCCAAGAAGCAGGCAAAGAAGCAAGCAAAGAAUCAACGGAGGCAGCAGAGGCUUGGGGGGAAGGUCACUUUGGAUAGUCUUACAUCUGCGAGCUGCGCUGAGAAGACGCAGACAGAUCCUGCAGACGCAAAGGAUCAGGAAAAUGCCGAUAAUGGGACUCAAGAAGAGGCGAGUGAAAGAAGCAGUGCAGAAAUGGGCGACUCUGAAAAGAAGCCUGAGAUGCUCAAGGCCGGGGAAAAAGACGAGGAGGAAGAGGAGGAGGAGGAGGAUUCAGUGAUCGACGGCGACUCAUCUGCCACGUCAUCGGCCAGCAAUCGUUUUACCGUCUUAUCAGAGGACCGGCACUCGAAGGACGGCGUCUUGGAAGACGAAAAAACGUCCGACAUGGAUCAAGAAGCAGAGGAGGACGAGCAGCUGGCGGGUGAAAUACAGAAAAUGGCGCUGAACGACGCCUUCAUGGAAGACGCCGAGGGUGCGGAAGGAAGCAUGGAGAGCGAGGACACGCCGCCGGAGGCCAAAGAGUAUACCGUCGUGAACCAAGACCCGGAGCUGGCCUUCCACACGCUGGCUGCCCGGACGGCCCCGGAGAAGCAGGAGUGCUCGGUGCAGUCGUGCCUCUUCCAGUUCACAGAGGUGGAAACCCUCACGCACAACAACAGCCUGCUGUGUGUCACGUGCACCAAACGGCAGCCGCACACAAGCAGCUCUCAAGGAUCCAAGAAGAAUGUUUACACCGAUGCCUUAAAGCAAAUGCUCAUCUCCUCUCCGCCGCCUGUCCUCACUCUUCAUUUAAAGAGAUUUCAACAGAACGGCUACAGCAUCUGUAAGGUGAACAGACACGUCCAGUUCCCUCUGGUGUUGGAUCUAGCUCCGUACUGCGCUCUGAACUGCAAGAACGUGACAGAGGGAGAGACACAGGUUUUGUACAGCCUCUAUGGUAUUGUAGAGCACAGCGGAACAAUGAGAUCAGGCCAUUAUACGGCCUACGUCAAAGUGCGACCUCAGUGCCCGACAUCCUCGUCCAAUGGAUUCACAGCACAAGGAGACGCAGAGCCACCCAAAGGAUCCUGGUAUCAUAUCAGUGACACUAGUGUUCAGCCUGUGACUGAGAGCAAAGUCCAGGGUUCCCAAGCCUACCUCCUCUUCUAUGAAAGGAUCCCUUAAUCAGACGGUCCAACGCAACUCAGGAAAUCCAAACAAGCCAACCCGAUGCUGCUUUAAGUCCGCAAUAAAACAAAAAAAUUGAAAAAAAAAAAAAAAAAAAAAAAAAAAAAAA
Myripristis murdjan (pinecone soldierfish) is the source of this 2894-nucleotide messenger RNA. RefSeq names its product ubiquitin specific peptidase 16 (gene usp16). Gene Ontology annotation, cellular component: cytosol; nucleus. Gene Ontology annotation, molecular function: cysteine-type deubiquitinase activity; zinc ion binding. Gene Ontology annotation, biological process: regulation of cell cycle; protein deubiquitination; regulation of gene expression. NCBI's taxonomy places the organism in Eukaryota, Metazoa, Chordata, Actinopteri, Holocentriformes, Holocentridae. The transcript has 18 exons. Bases 245 to 2782 code for a protein of 845 amino acids. The record is from RefSeq and is a predicted model, not a curated record.